UUGUUUGCUUGAUUAAUAGGCUUUCAGAGUUUAUUUCAUCUAUAUAUUAUAUGUGAUACACAUUUUGCUUAAUUGUGACUAAGGGUGUUUUCUCACAGUAUUAAAGUUGGAAUAGAAAGUUGGAUGAGCUGCUGUGUUUUUUUCUUAAUGUGAAGACUAGGUGUGAUAUGCUGAAACUAGAAAUUUUGCUACUACAAAAGCCUGUGUUGAGUUGCAUUUCUGGUAAUGGUGGCAAACGUAUCCAGAUUCAUUAAUAUUUUUUCACCAAGUCCAAAUGUGUGUACCGUUGGGGCUAGGAGUACAGGCUGUGGCCUUGGAACAGAGUGAAGCUAACUAGUCCACAUGGAGAUAAACCUCAGGACCAUGGUCUCAAUUAGCAUCACACUUCAACCAAUUGGAUGCAAUUCAACUACCAGACAAAGUGGCUGAUCCUAAUAUUGGUAGAAUCAUAUCAAUGUGGAAAAUUGGUUGAUGUCAACAUAGGAAUUCAUGGACGGACAAAAAUAGUAAGUGAUUGUAUUGCACCAGGUUAGUGUAGCUGCGAUUAUGUUUGUAAAUUAUUGUCUGCUGUAAAUAAUUUCAGAGAUUUACAACUAAUGGAAAAUCCAAUGUGUUAACCUAUUUUUUUGUACAUGAAAGCAUAAAUUUAAAUACCUUCAUUUAAGUCCUGUUAAUAACCCUUGCAUUCUUUUUUACUCUCCCUCAGACCACAUUUGUGAUUAUAGUCUCUGCUGAGGAGGAUGGCAACACAACUCCUUUGAAUAAUAAUAGUAACUCUACUUGAUGUACAGAGCCGGAUUGCAAGAGAGUUAAAGAGGGUCCAUUAUCCCUUGUGGGAAGCUUUUUAAUAUCUUAGCUGUAUGGAAUCACUGUGCUGCAACCUACAUCACCUGAAGCUUCAGCUAUACUGAAACUUCAUAAUAAAGCUCACCCUCCCUUUUUCCUAAUUUCCAUUGUCACUGCAAUUUCAGCAUGCUAUUUUGUCUCAGUUUUUAAAAUUCUGUUUUAGUAUUGCUGUACAAACAAUUAUGGCAUUUUUCAGUGACUUGUGGUCUUACUUAGUUCCUGCCAAUAGCUACAGAUGGCAUCAUUCUCAUUUACCUUGAGGUUGUGAGCCCCUUAUUAAAUACAUUUUAUAAAUGCAUUCUACCUCAUAAUAGGUAUAUUAAGAGUCUGUUAUAUAACUCGCAAAUUGGAUAACUCAGUUGUGCAGAUAACUACUUAAAGAUGAGUUUAUUAAAAAAUUCUUUGGCUAUGUGUAUAGUUGGUGUGAACCUAUCCAACUUUUUUGUUUUUCUUCUUAAAAGUCUUACUGUGGUUCCCUUCUGAAUAACAAAUCAAAUCACGUUCUCUUAAGGCCUAUAAAACAGUAUCUUGUUGGAUCUGUUUGUAGUUAUAAAUGCCUUUUUAGGGUCAUUCUCUGUCCAUGUAAUAGUUAUUCCCCAGAACUAUUAGUUCUUCCUUAUAUGUGUCACGGUAUAGCAUCCUUAGUAAACGAUAUUAAUGGGAGAGGAUAUGAGUUUUGUCUGCACUCUUCCAUUACUGUUCUAUAAACUGUUUCCUUUUUUCCUUUACUACCUAUCUCAAGUGUUCUCCAUCAGAGCUAAACCAAGUACUUGCUAAAACACUGAAUCAUGUAGGAGUGGUAGAAAGGCCAGUGGGUGGGAAGGGAAAAAGGGUAGAAGUGAAGUUUUCCUAUACUGCAUGAUUAGUCAAGCCUGUGGUCCCAUAUGGUACCAAAGGCAAUUUAAACACUGUAUGUUCAGCGAACACCUACAUUUCAUUUUUCUUUUUUAUUAUUUACAAAUUGAGCGCUUCCAUUUUUCUCUUGUUCACAUCUCUUUUCCCUUUUCCAGGUCUUGAUUGCUUUUUGUGUAGGAUUGUAAAGGACAAUUUACUAGCAUUAUGUUAAUUGUUCUGGUGAUACUCGGUGACAUAACUUUAUUAUAGCCUUAUUUGUUACUUUUACUAAUUUAAGCAUUAACUUUGCAGACUGAAUAAUAAAACUUGCAGUGAUAAUUUGCGGUUUUAUGUACAUUUCGUUCUCUUACUCAUUUGCUGACAUUUUGAAUUAUUUGUUUACCCAGCAUAUGUUUGGUUCUUAUUGGCUUAAGUCAUAGAGGUUAUUCCCCUUCUUUCUUUCUAAAACUUAGUUUUUAGAGUUGAGAAGCAAAUUUGAAUACCAUAGUAAAUAUUAGGUGUAAUUUUUCUUUUGUCUAAUAAAUAUUGGCUGUAUUUUUCCAUGGUCGCAUUAAAGACAAUGAAUGGGUCUGUUUUUUGUUUGUGAUGUUUUAUUAAUGUCAAAUGUACUUUUAGAAAUCCCAACCAAUAAAUAUUGUUAAUUUUACUUAAAGCAGUAUUUUACUUCCCAAGGAAGGUUUGUUGCUUUGUUUUGUCUCCAUCUUAAUCACCCCUUCCCCCAGAAACACUGUUUAUUAUUUUACUAAAAAUCAGUGGGAAAGUAGGAUUCAUCAUGCAGAAAUUUACUUUACAGGCAUCAUUUAUGAAUACACCAAUUACAUAAAGAGAUUUGUCCUGAAAUAUUUGGGCCUUCCUUUUCCCAUCUUCUGUCAAAUUUUUAAAACACAGGAGUUAAAUGGACCCAUGUUCGCGUCUAUUUAGUAGUGUUCUGACAAUUGUAUAAUAUAGAGCAUUAUUUCUGUACCUCAGGAAGCUGAAUAUGGUGGGCAUGAUCAGAUAGAUUUGUAUGAUGAUGUCAUCUCUCCAUCUGCAAAUAAUGGAGAUGCCCCAGAAGACAGGGAUUACAUGGAUACUCUUCCACCAACUGUUGGCGAUGAUGUUGGGAAAGGAACAGCACCAAAUGUUGUCUAUACAUAUACUGGAAAGAGAAUUGCCUUAUAUAUUGGCAAUCUUACCUGGUGGACAACAGAUGAAGACUUAACUGAAGCAGUUCAUUCUUUGGGAGUAAAUGAUAUUUUAGAGAUAAAAUUUUUUGAAAAUCGGGCAAAUGGCCAGUCAAAAGGGUUUGCUCUUGUUGGUGUUGGAUCUGAAGCAUCCUCAAAAAAGUUAAUGGAUCUGUUGCCUAAAAGAGAACUGCAUGGUCAGAAUCCUGUUGUAACGCCAUGCAAUAAACAGUUCCUGAGUCAGUUUGAAAUGCAGUCCAGGAAAACUACACAAUCAGGACAAAUGUCUGGGGAAGGUAAAGCUGGUCCUCCAGGAGGCAGUUCACGUGCAGCAUUUCCACAAGGUGGUAGAGGACGGGGCCGCUUUCCAGGGGCUGUUCCCGGUGGGGACAGAUUUCCUGGGCCAGCAGGACCAGGCGGGCCACCCCCACCUUUUCCAGGAAAUUUGAUCAAGCAUCUUGUUAAAGGAACUCGGCCUUUGUUCCUGGAAACUAGGAUUCCAUGGCAUAUGGGGCACAGCAUAGAGGAAAUACCCAUUUUUGGCCUAAAAGCUGGACAGACUCCACCACGUCCACCAUUAGGUCCUCCAGGCCCACCUGGUCCACCAGGUCCCCCACCUCCUGGUCAGGUUCUGCCUCCUCCACUAGCUGGGCCUCCUAAUCGAGGAGAUCGCCCACCACCACCAGUUCUUUUUCCUGGACAACCUUUUGGGCAGCCUCCAUUGGGUCCGCUUCCUCCUGGUCCUCCACCUCCAGUUCCAGGCUACGGCCCCCCUCCUGGCCCACCACCUCCACAACAGGGACCACCACCACCUCCAGGCCCCUUUCCACCUCGCCCACCUGGCCCUCUUGGACCACCCCUUACACUUGCUCCUCCUCCGCAUCUGCCUGGACCACCUCCAGGUGCCCCUCCACCCGCUCCACAUGUGAACCCAGCUUUCUUUCCUCCGCCAACUAACAGCGGUAUGCCUACAUCAGAUAGCCGGGGUCCACCACCUACAGACCCAUAUGGCCGACCUCCACCAUAUGAUAGGGGUGACUAUGGGCCCCCUGGAAGGGAAAUGGAUACAGCAAGAACACCGUUGAGUGAAGCUGAGUUUGAAGAAAUCAUGAAUAGAAAUAGAGCAAUCUCAAGCAGUGCCAUUUCAAGAGCUGUGUCUGAUGCCAGUGCUGGUGAUUAUGGGAGUGCUAUUGAGACAUUGGUAACUGCAAUUUCCUUAAUUAAACAAUCCAAAGUAUCUGCUGAUGAUCGCUGCAAAGUCCUUAUUAGCUCUUUGCAAGAUUGCCUUCAUGGAAUUGAGUCCAAGUCUUACGGUUCUGGAUCAAGAAGACGUGAACGAUCAAGAGAAAGGGACCAUAGUAGAUCACGAGAAAAGAGUCGGCGUCAUAAAUCCCGUAGUAGAGAUCGUCAUGACGAUUAUUAUAGAGAGAGAAGCAGAGAGAGAGAGAGGCACCGGGAUCGGGACCGGGACCGGGACCGAGAGAGGGACCGGGAGCGCGAGUACCGUCAUCGUUAGAGAAGCUGAAGGAAGAGGAACACCUUCCAAGACAAAACAGUCUUCAUGGGGGAAAUGACGCUUGUCCAGCAGUUUGCUUCUUGUGAUUGAACUGACCCUGUAAGGAUUCAUGGAUAAAAUGAACAGGAAUAGAUCUGAAUAAAGCAAAUCUGCAUAAUGGUAACCAGUAGCUCUACUUUUACUUUAUAUGUUGCUUAACUGUUUUAUUUGAAGGAAACCUGUGUGAUUUAAAAAGUUAAAGCUUUUGCAACUUUAUUACUGGUUAUAUACAUUUGGCCAUUAUAAUGUGCAAGCAAUUGGAAACAAAGUCAAGUAAAUGCUUGUUUUUAUAGUAGUUUGUUCUUGUUAAAAAAUGUUCAUAUGAUAAUGUCUGUAAACAGCACCACUUUGAUUACACUAGAUGUAGUGUUGUAAUAAACUGUUUAAUGGGGCUGAUGUGUAAAGCUGUUCAAGUUAUUUGAUGUUUACACCUCAGGGAAAGUCUUGUGUUCAGCAAUAUCUAAAGAUAAUGUUAAUAUGACAACAUUUAUAUUGUCCUUUAAAAAGCAUUGCAAUAGCGUUUUUUGGAUAUGCAUCAAUCUAAUCUUGCGUUCAGUGAAUUAAACAUACUAAUUAAGUGUCUUUUGCCCUUGAUUUUGAUAUUAGAAUAGGUGAUUCCAUGGAUAUUUAACAUUUCUAUAUUCUGCUUUUCUAGCUAUUUUUAUCUAGCCUAGCUUGUGACUUUGCUGAAUGGUAUGUUCGCUUGUAAAAAUAGAAAUUUGAUGGGUUAACAAUUCAGUCAAUGUGUUGGGGGUCAAAAGAUUUGUGGUUUUAACAUUGUAGCAAAAACCUGUAUGUUAAUUGCUACAGUCAUGCAGCUUAAUGGAAACACAGAUGUAUGAAAUACUGAAUUGUAAACUGGUAGUAUAUUUUGCUUUGAUAGUUCUGUUUUGAUGCUGCAGUUAAUUGCUGUUUUCUAGAUGAUGCUUAUGGUUUAACCCUUAAACCAUAGGCAAUAUAAUAACAGCUGUGCAGCGGUUAAUAAGGCUAAAGAGAGCCUGAGUAUGAUUUUCCAGCAGCUACAGAUUUCUGAAGGGUGUCAUGUUUAUUAAUAUUGGGUUGAAUACUCUUGUAUUUGUAAUGGGAGGUCAUAGGAGCACUGUAGCUCCACAGUUUAUAAGGAAUUUUGUGUAUAUUCAUGUGAUUUGUUUGAUUCAUGCUAGUGUUUUUUAAAAUAUUUUUUUCAAACUCAUAGGUUCAUAUUAAGAGCACCCAAUAGCAUGUGUUCUUAAUUGCAAAAUUAACAGUAUCAGCUUAAUUAAGCAUUUUUAUAGGAAGGUCCUUUAUUCUUUUUGAAGAUCAGGUUGAGUGAUCUUCUGAUAACACACAUUGGUUUUGAAUGAGUAGCCAAAUUUUUAGUGCUUAAAAGUACCCCUGAAUUGUAAGAUGCAUCUGUAUAGAAGAAGCUUGUCAGCUAUUUGCACCACAGCCCUUAAUCUCAUCCUGUCUACUUCCAAACAAACGGCUUCUCACAAAGAGAACACUGCUUUGAACUGCCCAUAUUAUUGUCGGUUUCAUUUUAAAACAUUUUGUGAUUGGAAUAUAUGUGCAUGGGAUCAUUGGUAUUUAUUAGAACUAUUGCUCUCAAGUGAUUUUCUUUAAGUAUUUUGUUGACAAUUCAAUUUCCCCUCCCCCCCCUUUUAAACAUUUUUGAGAGUUGUGAUUGAUUUUGUGUAUAAGUGUUGAUCGUUUUUGGCAUUUCUUAGCUUAAAAAUGUAAUGGGAGGAAGUAUGGAUAUACAACAAGGGAAAUUAGUUAAUAAUUAACAGGUAAGUAAAAUGUCCAUUAUAGUAAACUUUUCUCCGAGCAGUUUUAAGGUGGAAUAACAAAAAUCUAACUGCACUUGAACUUGAAAUGAAAACUGGAAGUUUUUGUACUAAGUCCUUCAUUUACCUUUUACUUUUUCAUUUGUAUCAGUGCAACCUUUUAAUUGCUCAUCCUCUGACACUCUUCCCCACUUGGUGGUUCUCAUUCCAUCACUUUUGGUGCAGAUAGUGUGAGGAAUUAGAAUGGUUCCUAAUGUUUUCAGAAAGAAAGAACUGGGUUUAACCAAGUAGUUUUGCCAAGGCUUUCUCUCCUUGAUUAACUGAUGAAUGUAUAGCAGUAAAGAUGAAAAUUGUAAGCCUUUUUGGGGAAAAAAAUUUUGCAUAACCCUUCCAUUGUUUAUGGGCUGGUGUUAUAUGAAAACUCAUUUUUGUUGAUGUGUAAAAACAAUCCAAAGAGAUACAUUCUUACAUAAACACCAAAAAAUUAAGUCUUAAAGACCUUUUAAUUGAAAAUAAUUUAUCAGGGAUGAAAACGAAUUGUAAAUCAUAGCACACUGAGUUAGGUGUGUAAGACACAUGCCUUUCAACCAGUAAAAUUCUGAAUGAUUAUUGCUUCUGAAGCAGUGCUGUAGAUUAUAAAUUGCUGCUUUUGGUUAAAGGAAGUAUAUUGUGGAAAAGAUAUUCCAGUGUAAGUUUGAAAGUCCUUCUUUAUUUUCCAUUUUCAUAAGCAAGAUUUGAUGUAAGUUGCCACGGCUAUUGAUCAUAGUUUACCCCAUGUGGUGACCCUUCUACCUAGAAAGUUUUUAAGCAGUUAAUUGCAUUUUCAGAGACCCUCAAAGAACUUAUUUGGAUUGUAUCUUAAGAUUUAUUUUUAUUUAAUUCUCCUAUGGAGAAUACUACUUUUUUUAAAAAAUAGUUUAAGGUCAGUUUUAAACAUGGAGGUUUUAAUGAAUGUUGUAUACUAUUUUGUAGUAAAGGAGGUAAAUUGUUGAAAGGGCAAAGACUUUCUCUUUCCCUUGUGUAUUUAAAUGUGCCAGUAACCUAAAUACAUACUGUUUUAUACAAUGAUAUGCUACUACUAGACUUUUUUGUUGGAGUGUUCUUAAUGUUUUGGUUUUUUUAUACCUCAAUGAUCAUUGCAUUUUCUGUAUUUUCUGAUGGCUCCAAUUUGUGUUUAAGCGUCAGCUUACGUUCUUCUAAGAGGUUGUCUAUUUUCUCAUUCUUUACUGAGAUUCUCUCUGUUUUACACUAAACUGCUUUUCAAAUUCUAUUCAUUAAGUUCAUUUGCAUCCCACAGCCCUCUGUUGUGAAUGUUUCUUCCAGUUGUAUGUACCUCUGCACGCUUAUCCAUUGUACAUAUUAGAUAUUUUUUGUGCUAAAAUAUAUUAAGUGGGAUUUUUGUAGCAAAUCAUUCUACGUUUCUGAUCUUUUACAGUGGUUGUGUUGUUGUUUUUUUAAUUAUGCCGUUUAAACACUGGUUUAUUUGUUUUUUAGCAACUUGACUCUGAGAAGCCUUAGACUAAUUUUCUUAUAAAUACUCAACCAAAAAUUAUAAAUUUAUUAAGAUGUGGCCUUACUUAUGGCAUUCCUUGUGUUUGUAAUAUGAGAUUUUCUUAUUUUGAGAAACCUAAAGAUUCAGGAUUAAAGUUUUUAUUAUAAGUUAAAUAAGAAAAUGUAUUGAUGUCUAGGCUUCUGGGAGGAAGGUCUUUUACUCUUCUUUCUUGACAUUAGAAAGAAGCAAUAUGAAUUUUUAUGAAUAUUAAAAAUAUUCAGGCAAUUAUAUCUUACUCAGAUUGGUUUAGGUUUGUCUUAAUGUUAUUUAAAUUUUCAGGUGGUUAGCAUUCACUGGGUAUGCAGCUACUAUGGUUUUUGUUGGGGACAUACAAAUACUUAGCUGUAAAUAUACUUUAGUUUCAUAAAGACUUCCUGCUCUAUCAAUUAACAUUGUGAUGGGAGUCCUAAAAUUAGCAUUUAAUUGAAGUCACAUAAAUUUUGAAAUGGUAAUUACAGAUAGUAAAUACUACCAAGAGUUCUUCAUGUGGGAGUAUCCUACAACUCCACCAUGGGUGUAAAUGUUUUACAUUAAUUUCAUAAUUGGGCAGACCCUGCAGUUAGUAAAACAUUUCAUUUUAAAGGUGUUCUUUUUGCCACGGUGUUACUGCGUAACACUUCUCAGCGUUCUGUAAGUUAUUUUAAAAUACAAUGGUAAAUUCACAUUUAUUUUUUUACUUUGAAAAUUGUAGUACUCAGGUGGUAUUUAAUGGGAAAGGAUCCUUUUUGGGUAAAUCAUAAUGUAUUCUAAGGAAUGCUCUAUAACAUUAAUGACUUUCGCCUUAAAAAAGGUCUAUUCUUAUUCACUCAUUAGUUCUUCGUCCCAUGAUAUUUUAGUAGAGUAGUUUACAACUCUGUACAGCCUUACAAAAUUGUUACACAAUUUUAAACGGAAAGCCCUUAACUACAACAAAAAAAUGUACAUCACAUCACCAGUAUCCAUGAAUUAUUACGAAUCAGUUUAUAAUAAUUUGUCUGAUACCAGAAGGCCAAAGAAAGUCUUAGAAUUUUAGCUGUUCAAAUGAUGGUGACUUCACAGUAAGAUUUCUGUGCAAAGGUAAGGUGAUGUUUGAUCAAAUAGGCGUCUAUUUGGAUGUCUGGGAACUAGACUUCCUUCCAUAGCUUCUAAAAAAGCUCAUUCCAUUUAUUAAAUUACUUGUAAUUGCAGUUUUUGUGUUUACUGUUUAUUUUCUGUCUUUUCUUUCUUUAGCAUUUAGGUGACUGUUCAGCAGUUUGCUAUAUGGCCAAUGUUGGUCUUAAACUGCACUAGUAACAAGCAUGGUAUUUAUCUUGUAUUGAAAAAUAAAGUACAGUUUUGAUAAUA
Molecule: messenger RNA, 9060 nt
Organism: Echinops telfairi (small Madagascar hedgehog)
Lineage: Eukaryota; Metazoa; Chordata; Mammalia; Afrosoricida; Tenrecidae
Gene: CPSF6
Product: cleavage and polyadenylation specific factor 6
Exons: 10
Coding region: 2767-4380 (537 amino acids)
Biological process (GO): mRNA alternative polyadenylation
Cellular component (GO): mRNA cleavage and polyadenylation specificity factor complex
Molecular function (GO): mRNA binding
Source: RefSeq, a predicted model, not a curated record